Messenger RNA from Aptenodytes forsteri (emperor penguin), 6541 nucleotides. It is a transcript of the gene ABCC5, whose product is annotated as ATP binding cassette subfamily C member 5. Gene Ontology annotation, biological process: transmembrane transport. The record is from RefSeq and is a predicted model, not a curated record. Gene Ontology annotation, cellular component: membrane. The transcript has 31 exons. Lineage: Eukaryota; Metazoa; Chordata; Aves; Sphenisciformes; Spheniscidae. Gene Ontology annotation, molecular function: ABC-type transporter activity; ATP binding; ATP hydrolysis activity. Bases 119 to 4468 code for a protein of 1449 amino acids.
AAAACCUGCAGCACUGAAGAUGUGACUCCUUCCUGUGCAUGUUCAUGCUUAAUGAUAGCGCAAGCCUAUGGAAUAUUUGAGGUGAAAAUACACGUGUAAACCCUGGCGUUUACAGAAGAUGAAAGACAUCGACAUAGGAAAAGAGUACAUUAUACCCAGUCCUGGGUAUAGAAGUGUGACAGAGCGAGCGAACUCGGUGCAGCAUGAAGAGCAGGAAGGGUCAAAAUUUCAGCAUGCUAAACAUAAGAUUGAAUGCCAGGAUGCCUUGGAAGCAGCUGCUCGGGCAGAGGGCCUGCCACUGGACACCUCCGUGCAUUCCCAGCUGAGAAUGCUGGACGAAGAGCAUCACAAGGGCAAAUACCACCAUGGCCUGAAUGUGCUGAAACCCAUACGGACUACUUCCAAACACCAGCACCCUGUUGAUAAUGCUGGGCUUUUCUCCUGCAUGACCUUCUCCUGGCUCACUCCUUUGGCCCACAGAGCGUACAAGAAAGGGGAACUGUUUAUGGAUGAUGUAUGGUCUUUAUCAAGGCAUGAGUCUUCAGAUGUCAAUUGUAGAAGACUGGAGAGAUUGUGGCAGGAAGAACUUAAAGAAAGUGGGCCAGAUGAUGCUUCUCUCCGGAGGGUUGUGUGGAUUUUCUGCCGCACCAGGCUCAUCAUUUCCAUAGUGUGUCUGAUGAUCACGCAGCUCGCGGGUUUUAGUGGACCAGCGUUCGUUGUGAAACAUCUUUUGGAGUAUACCCAACAGAGUGAGUCCAACCUGCAGUACAGCUUGUUUUUAGUUUUUGGCAUCUUUAUGACGGAAAUAGUGCGAUCUUGGUCCCUUGCGCUAACCUGGGCUUUGAAUUACCGCACGGGGGUUAGACUGCGUGGAGCUAUCUUGACAAUGGCAUUUAAGAAAAUUCUUAAGCUGAAGAACAUCAAGGAGAAGUCUCUUGGAGAGCUCAUAAAUGUAUGUUCCAAUGAUGGUCAAAGGAUGUUUGAAGCUGCAGCAGUUGGCAGUUUGUUGGCUGGGGGCCCUAUUGUGGCCAUCUUAGGAAUGGUUUAUAAUGUGAUUAUUCUGGGUCCAACAGGCUUCUUGGGCUCUGCUGUCUUCAUCCUUUUCUACCCAGCAAUGAUGUUUGUAUCGCGCCUCACAGCUUAUUUCAGAAGAAAAUGUGUAUCGACAACAGAUGAGCGUGUGCAAAAGAUGAAUGAAGUUCUUAAUUACAUUAAGUUCAUUAAAAUGUAUGCCUGGGUCAAACCAUUUUCUCAGAAUGUUCAAAAAAUUCGUGAGGAAGAACGUAAAAUCUUAGAGCGUGCGGGCUACUUCCAGAGCAUCACUGUGGGUGUGGCUCCCAUAGUUGUAGUCAUUGCCAGCGUGGUGACCUUUUCUGUCCAUAUGAUCCUUGGCUACGAUCUUACAGCAGCUCAGGCAUUCACAGUGGUCACUGUCUUUAAUUCAAUGACUUUUGCUCUGAAAGUAACACCUUUCUCAGUGAAGUCUCUAUCUGAGGCAUCUGUUUCUGUUGACAGAUUUAAGAGUUUAUUUCUAAUGGAAGAGGUUCAUAUGAUAAAGAAAAAACCAGCCAAUCCUCACACCGCGAUAGAGGUGAAAAAUGCUACCUUGGCUUGGGACUUCUCCCACGCCAGCGUCCAGAGCUCACCAAAGUUGACCCCCAAAGUGAAAAAAGACAAGAAAGUCACCAAGGGCAAGAAAGAGAAAAUGAAGCUGCAGAAUGAGGGACAGCAAGCUGUGCUGGCAGAGCAGAAGGGCCAUCUUCUAGUGGACAAUGAUGACCAUCCUAGCCCCGAAGAGGAGAACAAAAUCAUCCACCUGGUUAACCUUCGGCUUCAGAGGACUCUCUACAACAUUGACUUGGAGAUAGAAAAGGGAAAACUUGUUGGAAUUUGUGGCAGUGUGGGGAGUGGAAAAACUUCACUUAUCUCAGCAAUUUUAGGACAGAUGACCCUGUUGGAGGGUAGCAUUGCAGUAAGUGGAACAUUUGCAUAUGUAGCCCAGCAGGCCUGGAUUCUCAAUGCUACACUUCGGGACAACAUUCUUUUUGGCAAGGAAUAUGAUGAAGAAAGAUACAACACGGUGUUGAAUGGUUGCUGUCUAAGGCCUGACCUAGCCAUCCUUCCAAAUGGGGACCUGACAGAGAUUGGUGAACGAGGGGCUAACCUGAGUGGAGGGCAGCGUCAGAGAAUCAGUCUGGCUCGAGCGCUGUACAGUGACAGGAGCAUUUACAUCCUUGAUGAUCCCCUUAGUGCCUUAGAUGCUCAUGUUGGAAAUCACAUUUUUAACAGUGCAAUAAGGAAGCACCUGAAGUCAAAGACUGUCCUUUUCAUCACUCAUCAGCUUCAGUAUCUCGUUGACUGUGAUGAAGUGAUCUUCAUGAAAGAAGGCUGCAUUACUGAGCGAGGAAGUCAUGAGGAACUGAUGAACUUAAAUGGGGACUAUGCAACUAUUUUUAAUAACCUGCAGCUGGGAGAAACACCACAUAUUGAGAUUAAUAUAAAGAAGAACACAAACAGUUCACUGAAAAGACCCCAGGAUAAAAGUACCAAAACAGGGUCUGUGAAGAAGGAGAAAGUUGUAAAGAAGGAAGAGGGCCAGUUGGUCCAGUUGGAAGAGAAAGGCAAAGGCUCUGUCCCCUGGUCUGUUUAUGGUAUCUACAUUCAGGCAGCUGGAGGCCCCUUUGCAUUCCUCAUCAUCAUGGCACUGUUUGUGCUGAAUGUGGGCAGUACAGCUUUUAGCAACUGGUGGCUGAGUUUCUGGAUCAAGCAAGGCAGUGGAAACACCACUGUGACUUUGGGAAAUGAUACUGUCAUAAGCAACAGUAUGAAAGAUAACCCUCACAUGCAUUACUAUGCUGGCAUCUAUGCACUGUCUAUGGCAGUUAUGUUGAUCCUGAAAGCUGUUCGUGGCGUUGUCUUUGUAAAGGGAACUCUCAGAGCAUCCUCGAGGCUCCAUGAUGAACUCUUCCGACGGAUUCUUCGUAGCCCCAUGAAGUUCUUUGACACUACACCCACUGGGCGGAUUCUCAACAGGUUUUCCAAAGACAUGGAUGAAGUUGAUGUUCGUUUGCCAUUUCAAGCAGAAAUGUUCAUCCAGAAUGUCAUCCUUGUGUUCUUCUGUGUGGGAGUGAUUUCUGGGGUUUUCCCCUGGUUCCUGGUGGCAGUGGGGCCCCUCAUUGUCCUGUUCACCGUUCUGCAUGUUGUGUCUAGAGUCUUUAUUCGAGAGCUCAAGCGUCUGGACAACAUCACACAGUCUCCAUUCCUGUCUCACAUUACGUCUAGCAUACAGGGUCUUUCCACAAUCCAUGCCUACCACAAGGGACAGGAAUUUCUGCACAGGUAUCAGGAGCUCCUAGAUGACAAUCAGGCACCGUUUUACCUGUUCAGCUGUGCAAUGCGCUGGCUAGCUGUACGGCUGGACGUUAUCAGCAUUGCUCUUAUCACAACCACUGGCCUUAUGAUUGUCUUAAUGCAUGGCCAGAUUCCUCCUGCAUAUGCUGGGCUGGCUAUCUCAUAUGCUGUGCAAUUAACAGGGUUAUUCCAGUUUACAGUCAGACUUGCUUCAGAGACAGAAGCUCGCUUCACCUCAGUGGAGAGGAUUGAUCACUAUAUCAAGACACUUUCCCUGGAAGCUCCUGCUCGAAUUAAGAAUAAAACUCCUCCUCUGGACUGGCCACAGGAAGGUGAAGUUGUUUUUGAAAAUGCAGAGAUGCGGUACCGAGAGAACCUUCCUCUAGUACUUAAAAAAGUGUCCUUUAUUAUCAAACCGAAGGAAAAGAUUGGCAUUGUGGGAAGGACAGGCUCAGGGAAGUCUUCCCUUGGAAUGGCACUCUUUCGUCUGGUUGAACUGUCUGGAGGCUGCAUUAAAAUUGAUGGCGUGAAAAUAAAUGACAUUGGUUUGGCAGAUCUUCGCAGCAAACUCUCAAUAAUUCCUCAGGAACCUGUGCUAUUCAGUGGCACUGUGAGAUCAAACUUGGAUCCUUUCAAUCAGUACAGCGAGGAACAAAUCUGGGAUGCUUUGGAAAGGACUCACAUGAAGGAGUGUGUUGCCCAGCUGCCUAUGAAACUUGACUCAGAAGUGAUGGAAAAUGGGGAAAACUUUUCAGUUGGAGAGAGACAGUUACUGUGCAUAGCUAGAGCUCUACUGCGUCGUUGUAAGAUUUUGAUACUGGAUGAAGCAACAGCUGCUAUGGACACAGAGACAGACUUACUGAUUCAGGAGACUAUCAGAGAGGCAUUUGCAGACUGCACUAUGUUAACGAUUGCUCAUCGCCUGCAUACGGUACUAGGCUCUGAUCGGAUCAUGGUGCUAACACAAGGACAGGUAGUGGAAUUCGACACGCCGUCUGCCCUUCUGGCCAAUGAGAACUCGCGCUUCUAUGCUAUGUUUGCUGCUGCGGAGAACAAGGCUGGGAGUUCCUUCCACUUUCCCGAUGCCAGCACUGGCUCUUGCCUGGUCCAGCAGUGACCCAGUUCAGAAAGCUAACUUGCAGAAAGUUCACGCUCCAAAAGCAGGAAUGCUGUACAAAGAAGGAGACAGGAAGGCACACCUGGAAGGGAGGUGAAGUGGGGCUGCUUUUUUCAGUAGGUGCUAACUGUAACACUAGCAUAGGUAUGAGACGAAACUGCACUCAGGAUUCAUUGCACCAAACUGCUGCUUUCCAGUUACGCGCUCCUAAAAAGGUGAAUACUUUCCUGCUGCUUCAGUGAGCUGAAAUAGCUCAACAAGGUGUCAAACAAGGGCCUGCGAUGGAGCAGGCAGGCAGUCACCUGCAGACAGCAGGGAUUAGCUCAACCGUUUCGUUAAACCUUAGCUCCAGCAUUGUUACUUUGGAAUUAAGGAGAUAGGCUGCCAGAGGGAAAUGUUCUUUCCGCUGUAAUCACUUAUCUGCUUCAUUUGGCACUUGUCUCUCAGACAGUACAGAAGCAUUGCUUCUCGCAUGGGUAGCAGUAAUUUUUUUUUUUAUUGGCUUUUGUCCUGAACCACAUGAGCACGCUGAGCCCUGGCCCAGGGCCCUGUCACUGAAGUGGAAGGAAGAAACAUCAAUAUUUACAAAUGAGACUGAAAUAUCUUUAUCUUUGAAGCAUUCUACAAGAGGUUGAUGAUGAUGAUGGGACUUUCAGGAAUUGUAUCCUGCAUUAUGAUUUAUAGUGCCAUAUCCCAGAGACGACUUCAUCCUGCGAGGAGUAGACUAAGGCUGUGGCAUUAGGACAGAGGCUUUCCUUAAAGACCCAAAAAUACCCAAAAUAGCAUGGAGAUAACAUAUCCUUCUUAGUAUAUAGCAAAGGCUAUGGCCCAAGACCAACAGCUGUGCGACUUGAGAGAGAUUUGCCUGGGAUAAUUUGGUAUUACCCUUUGGGAAUUUCAGUUGCAUCGGUUUUACUUACUCUGUCCAAAUGCAGUGAGUGCAGCCGAUCCCAAUUCGUUAUCAUCAGCCUAGAGAUUCUUAGAGAGAAUGUGUUCCUGCUCAUCUCAUCUAUCCGAUGAGUGGAAACGUUGCACUCGCUUGGGACUGCAAUCAAAAUGCAGGUAGGAUUCUUCUAAAAUUACCCAAUGGAGUUAACGUGCAGUUAGAUUGGUGUAAUUAAGUCCAAAGUCAGGCCCCAAAGUUAUGCUAGCUUGAACACCUGAGGAGACUUCACCGUUACCUGUGGUGAAGAUCACACAGGGUCAGAUCCCGAGGGGCUGGGGCUGCGGGCUGCAUAUCAUCCCUAGAUGAAAGCCAGAGGGAGAUCAAGCAGUCUUAGUACAUCGCUGGGAACAAAGCUUGAGAAAGCACAAUUAUUUCAAAAGGCAAAUGGUGCGAGUGAGAAAAGGUGUCGGAAGGAAAGGAUAAAUGCAGAAAAUUUGAUUUAUAAAAGGAGGAUGCGGAGAGAAAAGGUGGUAGGACAAAAAGUUUCUCUUAGUUAGAAGGGGAUUGGGCGAAGACAAAAUUGCUUCUUGAAGGUGCUUCAAAAGAACAUACUGUGAGAAGAUGCAGGGCGGCUGUAACGCCCUCAUCAACCAAAGAGCUUUUCUGAAUGCUGCCUUGUUAUUUUUUACUGCAACUGCAGCGUGUGUUUUACUAUAUAUAAGCAAUCACACAAAGGUUUUCUUUAUAGUCCCAGCUUCAGGUCGGUCUAGGAUAAUACUGUAAUUCGUUUUACCCUUGGUUCAGCUGGAGACAGCAGCCAAAUUGUGCUGGGGCCACAGCUUCUGCCUCGAGUGUGACGAUACAGUGGCAACUCAAUUGGGAAACGGUGCAGAUGCCGCUGUCGCUAGCGUAAGGCUUGGGAGGCUUUUAGAAUGUACCACUCUGGGUUCCUUAAACCCACAACCGUGUAAUAAAUGUUCCCGUGCCAUCCAAGAGACGUGCCUUGGAGACUCAUCCAUCAGGCGGCUGAGGUAGGCAAAGCGUAACAGUGAGAAUAACUUACAGAAGUGUCACUACACUAUGUGGGGCAGAGAGAUUUCCCGUACGCUGCUCUCGGGCUCUGUGGAGUUCACAUCGCAGUUACUUCCAGCACAGCUCCUUCCUUCCAGCUUACUGUCUCCUACCGC